AUGGCUCCCAACUCGGCAGCCAAGAAGCGUUCCAGAGACGACGAUUUCGUGCUGACGCUCUCUGACGACGAGAACGACACCUUCGGAAAGACCACGGAAGAUGGCGACGAGGACGAAGAAGACUCGGCUCUAGCGAGCGCGAAGAAGCGCAAGAGAGACACGCCGGAGGCUGCGGCCGGAAAGAACAAGAAGCAGAAACAACAGCAACAGCAGAAGAAAACGAAGAACGGCAAGUCAAAAAAGGACGAGAAACUGGCCGAGGAAUCUGCCGAGGAGGAGGACAAUGAAGACGAGGAAGAGCAUGCUGGCGAUGACGACGGCGCUCUGAACCCCGAUUUCGAGUUCGACUUCGGCGGUAUUGCGAAUACGGUUACCGAGGGCUUCGAUGGAUGGGGUGCCGAUGAUAACGACAAGGCCAAGAAGGGAGACAAGGCGGGGGUGGACAUUGAUGAUAUUAUCUCGCGGCGAAAGGCGAAGAAGGAGGCUCAGGCGCAAAAGAAAAAGAAGAAGGAGGAGCCUGAGAGCGAAAGCGUAGCCGACGACGACGAGUCGGACGGGGGCAUGGAUGUCGAUUUCAAGGACGACGAGCUGCUUGCUGACGACGGUUUCGGUAUGGGAGCCGAUGGUGAGGCUGAGUCCGAGGAGGAGAAGGAAUCUGGCGACGAGGAGAAGAGCGAGGGUGAGAGCGAGGAUGAUGAAGACGAUUCCGAUGACGAUGCCGCUUCCGAUAACGACUCCGUUGCAACGCCCGUCAACCACCCCGAUGACAAUGCCUCCGAUAUUGGAUCCGAUGCCGAGAGUGAGGUUGAUGCCGAAGAAGAGGAGAAGCGCAAGGCCUUUUUCGCGCCGGAAGAAAAGACAAACGAACAGUCUUCGGCAGACCUGGCGAAGAUGUCGUUCCAAGAGUUCAACCUCUCCCGACCAAUCCUGCGUGGUCUGGCCGGCGUUAACUUCACCAACCCGACUCCCAUCCAGCGCAAGACUAUUCCGAUGGCUCUACUGGGCAAAGACAUUGUUGGUAGUGCCGUUACCGGUUCCGGUAAGACCGCUGCCUUCGUUGUCCCCAUCCUGGAGCGUCUGCUCUUCCGUCCGCGCAAGGUUGCCACCAGUCGCGUUGCGAUUCUGAUGCCUACUCGUGAAUUGGCUGUCCAAUGUUACAAUGUGGCCACGAAAUUGGCUACCUACACCGAUAUCACCUUCUGUCAGUUGGUUGGUGGUUUCAGUCUGCGCGAGCAAGAGAACAUCCUGAAGAAGCGACCCGACGUGAUCAUCGCUACCCCCGGUCGUUUCAUCGAUCACAUGCGCAACUCGGCCAGCUUUACCGUUGAUACCCUUGAGAUUCUGGUUCUGGAUGAAGCCGAUCGGAUGUUGGAAGACGGUUUCGCCGAUGAACUGAACGAGAUCUUGACGACCAUCCCCAAGUCCCGACAGACCAUGCUGUUCUCAGCCACGAUGACGGACACGGUCGACAAACUUAUUCGGGUCGGACUUAACCGACCCGUGCGACUGAUGGCCGACUCCAAGAAGAACACCUCGGCCAACCUGAUUCAAGAAUUCGUUCGACUACGACCCGGACGGGAGGACAAGCGACUGGGAUACUUGCUCUAUCUGUGCAAGGAGAUCUACACGGGGCGAGUUAUUGUGUUCUUCCGACAGAAGCGCGAGGCUCAUCGCGUGCGCAUCGUCUUUGGACUAUUGGGUCUUAAAGCGGCCGAGCUCCACGGUAGCAUGAGCCAAGAACAGCGUAUUAAAAGUGUGGAGAACUUCCGUGACGGCAAGGUGGCCUUCCUGCUGGCAACCGACCUGGCGUCACGUGGUCUAGAUAUCAAAGGAGUCGAGACGGUCAUCAACUACGAGGCGCCUCAGAGCCACGAGAUCUACCUGCAUCGAGUGGGACGAACGGCCCGUGCCGGCCGCUCUGGUCGUGCCUGCACGAUUGCCGCCGAACCGGACCGCAAGGUGGUGAAGGCGGCCGUCAGGGCUAGCAAGUCGCAAGGGGCCAAGGUGGCCAGCCGCGUAAUCGAGCCGGCCGUUGCCGACGACUGGGCGGCGCAGGCCCAGGGAUUGGAGGAGGAGAUCGAGGCCGUGCUUAACGAGGAGAAGAUCGAGAAGCAGAUGUCCCAGGCGGAGAUGCAGCUGAACAAGGGUGAGAAUCUGAUGAAACACGAGGCGGAGAUCAUGUCCCGGCCCAAACGAACCUGGUUCGAGAGCGAGAAGGACAAACGCGCCGCGCGCAAGCUGGGUGCGACGCAACUCAACGGACCGGACGCGGGCAGCAAGAAGGACAAGAAGAAGCUGAGCAACAAGGACAAGAAGAAGCUGGAUGACUCCCGGCAGCGCCAGGAAGGCAAUAUCGGGUGGAAGAAGGGCAAGGGCGACCGAGAGGCUCCUAAGUCGAAUGCGAAGGGAAAUAAGAAGAAGGGAAAGAAAUAA
This is a messenger RNA of Aspergillus affinis, 2433 nucleotides long. It is a transcript of the gene drs1, whose product is annotated as putative ATP-dependent RNA helicase DRS1. Bases 1 to 2433 code for a protein of 810 amino acids. The transcript is spliced from 2 exons. The record is from RefSeq and is a predicted model, not a curated record. Lineage: Eukaryota; Fungi; Ascomycota; Eurotiomycetes; Eurotiales; Aspergillaceae. Gene Ontology annotation, molecular function: RNA helicase activity; nucleic acid binding; ATP binding.